Messenger RNA from Selaginella moellendorffii, 914 nucleotides. Its product is annotated as ADP-ribosylation factor 1. Lineage: Eukaryota; Viridiplantae; Streptophyta; Lycopodiopsida; Selaginellales; Selaginellaceae. The transcript has 8 exons. Gene Ontology annotation, biological process: vesicle-mediated transport; intracellular protein transport. The coding region runs from base 238 to 786 and encodes 182 amino acids. The record is from RefSeq and is a predicted model, not a curated record. Gene Ontology annotation, molecular function: GTPase activity; GTP binding. Gene Ontology annotation, cellular component: cytoplasm; Golgi apparatus.
UUUACAAGGUAGCUAUGUUCUUCCGGGGGCGUGAUCUUGCAUUUUCAUCUUGGUUGUCUCGGGAUUUUUUGCAGGAUGGAGCAAUUGCUGCGACUCGGCUAUGAGGAAGUUGUGAAUAUGUACAAUCAAUGAAAAGGAAAUAAGUUUUAAGGGCUCUUCAAAAAACUAAAGGAAAUAUUUAACCGUCCCGUUAUCUUAAACCUAGAAAUUCGAUCUCCAUUCUUAUGUUCUUCCAAGAUGGGUAUGUUCUUCUCUCGAUUCUUUACUUCCUUGUUCGGCGAUAGGGAAGCCCGGAUCCUCGUCCUGGGCCUGGACAACGCCGGCAAGACCACGAUUCUCUAUCGAUUGCAAGCUGGGGAAGUGGUGGAGACUGUGCCAACGAUAGGAUUCAAUGUAGAAACCGUACAGUACAACAACAUCAAAUUUCAAGUAUGGGACUUGGGUGGCCAGACGAGUAUCCGACCUUACUGGAGAUGCUACUUUCCAAACACACAGGCUGUGAUUUACGUUGUUGAUUCGACUGACACGGAAAGAAUGGCAACUGCAAAGGACGAACUCCACGCUAUCCUAGAGGAAGAGGAGCUCAAGGACACAGUUGUCUUGAUCUACGCCAACAAACAGGAUCUCCCGGAAGCGCUCGAGAGUGCAGCAGUCUCGGAGUCUCUCAACCUUCACAAGAUCAAGAACAGAGAAUGGGCCAUUUUCAAAACUUCGGCAGUCAAAGGCGAGGGAUUGUUCGAGGGCCUCAACUGGUUGAGCGACACAUUAAAAUCCAAGGGAAGAUAGCUCGACUCGAUCGGAAGAGAGAAACCAGAAUUUGUAGAAGCACGCAGUUGGAUAAGGUAUCACUUUUUUCCCUGCAAAGCUUGUUAACAGUUUUAUAGGAAAACGAAGCGAAAGUACUUUUCUGGGGA